AUGACGACGCGGAGGCGACGCGGAGCCGUUGGACGGAUGCUGCUCGACCUCGGUAUUAAUAUCAGUCGUGCGGAAAGCGGAAACCCACCUGGGCCAGAACCCAUGACUCUGCUUCGGGGAGCAAUGGCGAGGCCCAAGCUGACGCUAUAUUUCGACCUACAUAGCCCAUACUCAUAUUUGGCCUUUUACCUCAUCAAGAAUUCCCCGGUCUUCAAACCUUGCGACGUGACAUAUACCCCCGUGCUGCUUGUGGCAUAUAUAGAUGCUGUCGGGUUAAAGCCCCCCUGGAGCAGUCCCAACAAGGUGAAAUGGUUGCACACAGACGUCGCCAGAUGGUGUCGAGAAUUCGAUAUCCCUUGGAACCCAGGCUUACCGGCAAACUACCCAUUCGACGUUACCACUUUAAAGGUACAGAGGGCCCUGGUGGCAUGUUCCCUCGAAUGCCCCAAUCGAUACCCAGAUGUGCUAGGCGCCGUGUAUCAUGCAUUUUGGUGUGAGAAAAAGGGUGUUCAACUGCCCGAUGUGCACGCACCGAUUAUCACUCAGGUAGUCGGCAAGGAUGUCGCCGCAAAGAUCCUGAAUAGGAGCACGACUGAGGAAGUCAAGUCGCUCCUCAAACAGAACACCAAAGCCGCCAUUGCUAGUGGAUCUCCAGGGCUUCCCUGGAUCAAGGCUGUAAAUGGAGAAGGACAGGAGGAGUUCUUUUGGGGAUUUGAUCAUCUCGGACAGGUGAUAAGAUUUCUGGGCCUUGGGGCGACAGGCGGGCCGCAUCUGUGA
Fonsecaea nubica is the source of this 777-nucleotide messenger RNA. RefSeq lists its product as hypothetical. Gene Ontology annotation, cellular component: mitochondrion; peroxisome. Gene Ontology annotation, molecular function: glutathione peroxidase activity; glutathione transferase activity. Bases 1 to 777 code for a protein of 258 amino acids. The transcript is spliced from 6 exons. The record is from RefSeq and is a predicted model, not a curated record. Gene Ontology annotation, biological process: glutathione metabolic process. Lineage: Eukaryota; Fungi; Ascomycota; Eurotiomycetes; Chaetothyriales; Herpotrichiellaceae.